AUAAAGACCAGGGCUUUUAACACGGUGAUCACUGGCUUUUCCUGCCUCAUUUUCACGCCUUUAGUGCUUUGCCAUGCCCCCAGGCAUGUACACCCCUCCGUAGGGGGGCAGGAGAAGCAGGACCCCUCUGCCCACAGGGAGGGUCCACAGCUAGUGAGGUGCCUCCAUUUGGAGAAGCUUCUGGAUCGUGACCAAUUAUGGCCAACAGACAGGGUCCACGACUGAUGAGGCGCCUUGGCUCAGAGAAGCUUCUGGAUCAUGACCAGUUGUGACCACAGCUCAGAUCAAACCUGGGUAUAAACGGCACACCGCUGAGACCCCCCUUGAGCGGUCUGCUCGGAGCAGCGGGUCUGUGUUCAAAGCCCCAGGGUUGGGAUGCCACCUGAGGAAACUUCCUCGGAUUGAGUGCCCUCACCUCCUUUUGAAAGCUGCACAUCUGCAGAAGUUGUUGCUGCUGUUGAUGUGAACACUCUUGCCAAUGAAGUUUAUAAGCACAACUUUCCCAGCACGCCAUUAUGGGCAAAAACAAUUGAGAAUUGGCCUGCAAGGUGAUGUAUCUGAUCCACGGACAAAGAGCUUUCUCUAUAUCCUUGAUAUUCUCCCAAGGCUCCAGAAGCUUCCAAAAUACCUGCUUCUAGAAAAUGUUAAAGGAUUUGAAUCCUCUUCUGCCAGAAAUGAACUUUUGCGAACACUAGAAACAUGUGGAUUUAAAUAUCAAGAAUUUCUCUUGUCUCCAACAUGUCUUGGCAUUCCCAAUUCUAGGCUGCGGUAUUUUCUCAUUGCAAAGCUUCACCAAGAACCAUUUUCCUUUCAAGCUUCUGGUCAGAUAUUGACAAGAUUCCCAGAUCAGGAUCUAGAAGACUUAUUGAAUGACAAAGUCACUGACAAAGUGGGUGAAGCUAGUUCUUCCUUGUCUUCUGAAGAGAAGAAUCUGGAUCGAAACAUUGCCCCUGAUUGCAGCAGCAAGAAGAGUUUACCAAAAGGGCCCUUUCUUUUUAAGCUUGAAACAGUUGAACAAAUUGAAAGGAAACAUGGUCAGGACAAUGAUUCCUCUAUUCAAAUGCUAAAGGAUUUCUUGGAAGAGGAAAAUGAAGAGAUGAUUCAGUAUUUCUUACCACCAAAGUCCUUAUUGCGCUAUGCUUUCUUGUUAGACAUUGUUAAGCCCACCUGCCGGAGAUCCACAUGCUUUACAAAAGGGUAUGGACACUAUGUAGAAGGGACAGGCUCAGUUCUGCAGACAGCAGUAGAUGUACAGCUUGAAUCAGUGUUUAAACACAUUGAGGAGUUGUCAGAAGAAGAGAAGCUUAUGAAAUUGUCAACACUAAAACUGAGGUACUUUACCCCGAGAGAAAUAGCAAAUCUUCAUGGAUUCCCUCUGGAAUUUGGUAUGUGCUGCAAAGUACCCAUUUCUUUAUCAUUCUUCAGAAGUGCCAAAGUAGUUUUUUUGCUGGGGCCUCAUCCAUGCUUUUUAUUUUGCCUUUUUUUUUUUGGACUGCUCAAUUCUUAUGAUUGAUUCUUGUUAUUUGGCUAACUCUGAAUUUCUCUGAAUUUCCACUAGUUUUUUGUAUUUUAUAAGAGCCAGCUUCUGUGGUUAGGUUCAUCUUCGUAAACUAAGAAAAAAGCUUUGGCAUGAGAAAUGUUCUAUUACUGAAUAGCAAUGAAGGAAUACCUUUGUUUAAAGUUGAAACUAUUUACUCAGCAGCCAACAUUACUCACAACUAUGGUAAGUCAACAUAUCCUGCCAGUUUAGGAGGUCUGUUGGUGGUUCUCAGUGUUUGAGCUGCUUGCUUUCUCCCUUCCACAUGUUUGCAGCUGCUGACAGAAAUGGAAUUUCAGAAGAUACAGAUGGUUCUUUGUUCAGGAGUAACCAAACUCUUCAGUUAAUGAUCUUUUAAGUCAUCCCUGUUUUCUAGAAAAGGCAGUCCUAGCCCUUGGUCAGUUACUUCAUUAUCUAACCAUUUUUGUGGAGAAGAGGGAGUCAAGGAACAAGACUCAGCAAUACCAGUACGUUGGACACAGGUCAACCAGAAUUACGCCUGAAAUAAAUUCACCAGAAUUCCCCUUGUGAAGAAAAGCAGGCAAGAAAGUGUAGCUGUUACUACCUUCUAAGGAGCUUGGCCUGCUGCUGUCACAUCAGAUCAAUUUACUGUCUCUCAGCAACACAAGCAUCCAUAGAACAGGACACCACCAACCUUGAGUAAUUUGUUACAUUUUUCUUUGACUUCCUCAGUGACUACUGAGUUCUAAGGAGUGCUAACAGUUUUUAUAUAUUUAUUUCUUUUGUAGUUUUAGUUUGUUUUCUCAUUUAUUACUUACAGUUAUAUUCAAAAUCACUACAUUCAAAGAACAUUAUCAAGGUUGCAAAGUCAAAUGUUAGAGUUGCUGAAACUAAGCUUAAUUAUUUAAGAGUGUUUGCAGGAGCGUGCUGCGUCGAGUUACAUGCCAACAUGCGGGAUUUUUUCAUUACUUAGUCUGUUCCAUAUUGCUGUAGGCUGAUGUAAAGAAACUUGAGCUAAACAGGGAUGGAUUGGGCUUGUGUAGGUUUAUCGUGGUAUUCAAGAUUUUUUUGAGCACAGAAUUGCCCAUUUUCUUUUUUUUUUUUUUUUUUUUAAAAUACAGCUUCUGUUUUCCAAAUGUUAAAUCAGUCUUUGCAACAUCACCCGAGAGGUGUAGUAGGGUUAAUACUGCUUGUAUUUUACAGAGGGAGAACCGAGACAAUGGAGAAAUUUAUGUUUAGAAGACUCCGUUAAUUUAGGGUGAUCAGUUUGCGAAACCUGACCUUUACUAUUUCAGAGUGCUUGGAAUGAUGCCAUGCCUUCUCUGUUCAGAGCUCAUCUUCAGGCACAGCUGUGACCUUCAAUAUUUUUGCAAACCAGAACUGAACUCUCAAGACAAAUCAGGCUUCUGAAUUUGAGGAGCAUCCAGAUCAUCGCCAUCUACAAAGUGCUCAUUGAGCAAACUUGUCUUUUGUCACCUGGGAACUGCAGAGGGAGGGAUACGGACAGAUUCCACCUCUUGGAGGGCAGUACCCUCCUGCCUUAAUCAUGGGACCUUCUUUACAGUUCUUGCAGUUCCCUGCCUCGCUAUACUACUUUGCCAACUUCCACAACACAUAAAAAAAGCCUCUCUCAUCCAGUGGCUUCCUCUCACAUAUACUCCUGAUUCAUAGGUGGAACAAGCUUUUCCCAGUGCACUGAGUCACAAGUCUGACAUUUCCUUUGUGUUUAAUCUAAGACAUUUCCCACUUUGUUAUUCAGUUGAUUGAAAUCUUUGGUGAAUUUAGGUGCUAUAAUCUAAGUUUCUUUCAAGGAUCUGCAAGCUAUGAUUAUUUUUUUUUUUUGAAAGUUGCUAUAUUUAUGGCUACAGCAAAGGGUGUUUCCCACUGACAGCAUUUCUCCCAUGUUAAAUUUCAAGUCAUUAUUGUGAAGUGUCUUAUCUUCAGAGAGAAAUGUGCUAUAAUUUCUCUGCUCCUUUGUUCUGUAGUGACAGCAACAUUUGGGCUGAAAUUUUCAACAACAGAAAGCUUGGAGAUGUACCCACUGCAAAUAUGUUGUUGGUCCAAGAAGCUAAAGAA
This is a messenger RNA of Egretta garzetta (little egret), 3574 nucleotides long. RefSeq names its product tRNA aspartic acid methyltransferase 1 (gene TRDMT1). The coding region runs from base 479 to 1513 and encodes 344 amino acids. The record is from RefSeq and is a predicted model, not a curated record. The transcript has 9 exons. NCBI's taxonomy places the organism in Eukaryota, Metazoa, Chordata, Aves, Pelecaniformes, Ardeidae. Gene Ontology annotation, molecular function: methyltransferase activity.